Schistosoma curassoni is the source of this 5722-nucleotide messenger RNA. NCBI's taxonomy places the organism in Eukaryota, Metazoa, Platyhelminthes, Trematoda, Strigeidida, Schistosomatidae. The record is from the annotation of a GenBank genome assembly.
AGUGAAGGUUAGAAUGUGGCGGUAUCUACAAAGUCUGGUGUUGAAGUCGCUCCCAGUUACGGAGGAAGCUUGUGAUUAUAUAGAGUUUAUGUUCCUUCGAGGUAUUAAAAGCGAAUGUAUUCUGUUUAAUUCAAUCCCAUUACCCACCUGCUAUGUCUAAACGUUUUAAGAAGGAGAAAAUUGUAGAGUAUACUGGUCACACUGAACAUUACAGGCUUCCGGAUCCCCUUUAUGCUAAUAGAUAUCGUAGUCAAUUUUCACCAGAUCAAUCUAACUUCGAAAGGAAUGAUAAUGUUGAUGAAGCACAUCUCUUUGUGCCACCUUGUUUACAUUUGCCCCCAUCUUAUGUUUCACACAUGAAUAAUCCUGAUUUCAACACUAGUAAUAAUAAUAAUACUAACAAACAUGGAUCUCAGGGUGUUGUAGAGAAAGUAAUGCUUCGUCUCGUUAAGUAUUUUGAGAAGCCACAGAACAAUGCACCACAUGAACACACCAAUUGUAAUUACCUACACAGUGAUUCAACACUUGAAGAACGUCCACUUAUUUCUGAUCAUGAUGAAUAUGGUAAUGAUCAUGUUUAUUCCACUGCAGCAACAGCAGCAGGUGCAUCAACAUCAUCACCAACUACAGAAGACGGUGCAGAUUCAACAGCUUCUACUGUUAUUAAUCCAAACGAAGUAGAAAGUUGGAUGCGUCGUCGAUUGUAUUAUCAUUUUAUGACACCUAUUGGUAAAUUUCAUGCUAAACGACGUAUUCCAUUCAAACUGUUCGUUCAGAUUCUCAAGGUGUUACUAGUUACAAUCCAGUUAAUUGAAUUUGGAUUUUAUCGGGCAGCUCAUGUAUCUUUUGGUGAUGUAUCACAUAAAGCAUUUUGUCAUCUAUACUUACGUCAGUGGGAUUCACAAUAUGAAACAUUAGAUUAUCCACCUGCAACUGGUGAUUAUGCUGUAUACACAAUAAAUGAUUUUUAUGAACACGUUGGUUAUACUAUCACCCAGUUCAAUAAAACAAAAGAAUUGGCCAUUGGUGGUUAUAUGUUUGAUUCAUUGAAUCCAACAAUGAAAUUAUGUAUGAGAUAUGUAUCCCCUACUACAGAUAAGGAUAAACAUCCUAUGCUCAGUGUAUCAUAUAUACGUGAAUCAGAAAAAUGUACAUCUAUUGAAGUGAAUAAAAUCAAUUCUGAACAAUUAGCUAAUGGAAAUUUAAUAAAAACAUUUUUACAGGAUCAUCAAUUGGAUAUUGAUUUUAAUUAUUUACUUGGAUUUGAUAUUUAUUUCAAUCUGUUAUCUCCACCAAUUUAUCAGUUGGAUUGGACACAAAGCACUGAAUGUUAUCGUUUUAUGAUUAAGAUAUCUUUAGAGAAUCCUUCCCAAUCAGGUCAAAUGAAAAUUAUCCUACGUGCACCAUAUGCAUCCACUCCAUGUAUUGAUAUUUCAAAACAAUUACAUAAUAAUCAUACAUUUGAUCAUAAUAUAUCUAUAAUACAUUCAUCCUCAUCCUCAUCAUCGUCAUCCUCUUCCUCCUCAUCAUCAUCGUCAUCUUCAACGACUACUUCAUCAUUAACAUCUACUACAACUGAACAAUAUAAUAAUGAGAAAAAGUAUAAAUUAUUAAUUCAAUUUUGGAAUUCAACAAUGAAUAAAUCGAUUGAAAUUAAAUAUUUAUUCUCGCAUAGAUUAUUAGUUAUACUGAUUGAUAGUUUUACAUUAAUUCUUAGUAUUAUUUCAUGUAUUCUAUGUAUACGAUCUAUUAUACAAGGAUUUCAUAUGUGGAUUGAGACUGUUGGAUUCUUUAAGAAUUGGUUUGGAAUUCAAUUGAAUGGAGUGUUUUGGGAAUUUGUUCGUCCAUGGAUUUUAUUUAUCAUAGUUAAUGAUUUGGUUAUCAUCACUACAUCAAUAUAUGCAUUGAGUACAUUGAAUCAUAUUCAAGUGAAAUACGAACCAUUGACUUAUUUAAUGGGUAUUGGUGCACUACUUGUCUGGAUUGGUAUACUAUACUAUGUUGGUUUCUCAUAUGAUAACAGCUUACUUAUUCGUACUAUCUCACGUUCUAUACCGGGUUUAUUACGUUUUUGUGUUUGUGCAUUAAUAUUAUUUUUUGCAUUCAGUUUAUGCGGUUGGGUUGUAUUAGGACCAUAUAAUUUGAAAUUUCGUACAUUUAUGUCUACAGUUGAAUGUUUAUAUAGUUUAAUUAAUGGUGAUGAUAUGUUUGUCACAUUUACUAUUAUUAAUGAGAAUGCUCCAAUUGGAAUUUAUUUAUUUAGUCGUUUAUUUUUAUAUUUAUUUAUUACAUUAUUUAUAUAUGUUGUAUUAAAUUUAUUUGUUACAAUUAUAUUUGAAGCAUAUGAAGAAGUUAAAGAUAUGCAAAAUACCCAUGGACGUUCAAAUAAUUCACCAUUAUGGCAUUUUGUUUGUCAACAAUAUUAUAAUCCUAAAUCAUCUAUAUUUAAAGAAGAUGAAACACGACCUGAUCGACAUUUACUUUAUGAACAUGCACUUGGUUAUAUGAUGAAAACAACGACGACAACAACACCAUCAAUAGCGAAAAAAUCAUCUACAUUAAAUUCACAUCAUAUUAACAGAUUACCAUCAUCAUCAUCAUCAUCUAAUAAUGUAUGUUUAAAAUGUAAACAUUCCUUCACAGAUCAUUCACAUAUUCCACAACAACAACAACAACAACAACAACACCGUCAACACCAAGUAGGUGAUAACGAAGAAAGAUGUUGUUAUUGUUGUCAACAUCAUCAACAACAGAAACAAUUCAAACAAAAUCAACAAUAUUCAUCAUUACAAAAUAAUAAUAAUAAUAAUUCAUUAAAUCAGUUGAAUCAUUUUAUAAAUAUAGACAAUAACUCUAAUAUGACAAUAGAAAAAACGUUUAACAAUAAUAAUUCAUAUCCGAUUGAACACAUUCAACAAGGAAUUGAACAAAUCAAUGAUGAUAUUCAUGUAAAUAAUGUUCGUAAUCGAAUAAUUGAAGGAGUGGACAUAAACAUUACAGCUGAUGAAUCUAUUCAUGAAUAGAUUAUUACUCUUUAUAUAUUUUUUAUGGAACUUGUUCUUUUAUUCUUUAUUUUAUUGAUCAUUCACAUAUUGAUUAUUACAUAAUUCUAUUUGACUAUUUAUAUUGUGAGCACUUGAAUCAUUUAUGCAUUUGUCUUCGUUUACUCUCUUUUCUUUUUUUUUAUAUAAAAGAAACCUCAGAAUUAUUAUUGAUACUACUACUACUACUACCAAUUAUGUGUUAGUAAUAUCUAUCUAACUAUCUAUUUCUUUUCUUUUAACUAAUAACAAUAUAAUUACAGCAUAGUUUAUAGUUUGUUUAUAUUGUUGAUUUCAAACUAUAUUGUACUGAUACUAUCUGAUUUUUCUAUGCUAAAAACAAACAAAUGGAAUGGGUUUCGAACCUUGAACUUACUGACCACAUGUGGAAAGUUGUGAACAAUUAACAAAUUGUUUUAUUUGGGCCCAAAUCAACCGAUAAGUAUAUGCACUGUCCACAGGUAUCUAUCUUAUCGUUGCUUUUGUGUGGAUGGGACCACUAGUAUGGACUAAUCGAAUGUAUUUGAAUAUAGAAUGUCUUAGUAAAAUCUGAGAAUAAUAUAAUAAAUAAUUUACUUGGAAAUUAUCAACCAAUCAUCUUCAGCUUCAUUGUUCUUUCGUUUCCACAACAAUCUUUGAUCUCCUUAACAUUCUGUUACUAGGGAUUUCAAUUUGGAUUGAUGAUAUAUACUACUUAUAUCUGUCAACAUUGGUAGCACAUACCAGUGUAUCUUAAAAUAUACGUCUAUAACAACUAAACAUCAGAAAAAACAUACCUUCGAUAAUAUGAUGUUUUAGAAUAAUGAUUGUUUGAAUUUAUGAUGAAUCUAUAAAUCAAUAACAUAUUUAUAAUAUCCCAAUGAGUACUGAUUUGGAGAGAUGAUAACAUAACAUAACAUAUUUUAUAUGAGAUCAAACCGGGAAUGCAGUUUGUCAAAGUUUCAAUAUACAAAUUCAAGUCGUAAAAGUAUAUACUGAUCAAUGAGUUGUGUAUACAGUGAUUUGGUUGCCAGUUAUAGCAUCUCAUUUAUCUUUAAUGUCACUAACGUCAAUGGUAGAGCUUGCUUAAAAGGAUUGUGUAUGUGUCCAUUCAUUCAGAGAACGUAACACAUAAGAUGAUAGAGAACAUUUGUAGUUCAGGAUGAUAAUGUCUCAGUUGUUAUGACCUCUAAACUGAAUGGAUUAAUUGUGAAGCACGUUAUCAUUGCAACGGGUACUUACUUACUCCUCGUGAAGGAGUAUAGACCGCUCACCAGCAUUCUCCAUCCAACCCUGUCCUCGACAAUCCUUUCUAGCUCCUUCCAGUUGUUAUUCAUCCUUUUCAUAUCUACUUCUAUUUCCCGAUGUAAUGUGUUCUUUGGCCUUCCUCUCUUCCGCUUCCCUUCAGAAUUCCAAGUCGGGGCUUGCCUCGCAACAGAUACAUUUGACUACAUAUCCCAGUAAUCUUGUGAACGAUGAAAGUUGUACAAAAUAGUCUAUCCAACUUAGAGAUCACAAUAACAACGUAAUACAAUGAGCUCAAGUUGUAUACCUUUAUGCCUACAACUUCCAAUCUCCUACAUCAUGUACUAUCACAUUUACAUUUAUUACAUACGUAUUUGUUCAUUAAAUGAAUGAUGAAUUAACCUUAUUUAUCUACAUUGAACAAUCUAUUCAAAACAUACACUUUGAAUAUUUCUAGUAUGUUAAGAUACAAACUUUCCUGAUGAAUAACUCAAUAAAAAAUUGUCAAUUACAACUAGCUUGAUCAACAUUAUAGAUAGAUGUAAACAAACAUAAUAUUGAUUCAAAUAAUCAGUGAUAGAUAAUAAUUAGUAAUUACAGCCCUGUAAAAGAUGAGUUAUGAUUCGGAUAUUUCAACGAUAAUAUCUCAGUUUGUGAAGGUGGAUAACGCGAGUCCAGAUUCUACAGAGAAUAUCCGUUACCAUAAGACUGUAGAUACAUCUUGCUGUCAAGUACUAACAAGCAUAAAGCUUAAAUACAAGUUGUUCUGUCGACUACCACCACCUUAAGUGAAUUAUCAUACUGUUAUAACAGAAUGAAUCUUGGAGAAGUUAAGAAACUCGACUCUAUUUACCAGAUUAGGAUGAUUUAUAUCUUUAUUGUAUAAUUAGUAAAUAAAUUUAUUGUUAGAUUUCUAUGUUCCACUUAUUGUAAACUUAUGAUAGACUUACUAACUUUUAGAUACUUCACCAUUCUUUAAUGGUAUGUUGUUUACUCUACCUUCUAAUACUAGUUACGGUAUAAUUGUAUUUCAUAUUUGUUACCCUUUGUGUGUGGUCUGGUAUUAUUUCCAAUAUAUCAUUAUAUAAUUAAAUUAGUUACAAUGAAGAAUUAAUCUCCUUGCCAAUCAUCAUCUUUUAAUUGAUUAUUCGGUUAAAAAGAGGUUCGAGGAUCAAUAAACAUUAAAAUGUUGAUUAUUUGCGUUAUCUUUUAUUUUAUGAUCUCUAGUAUAAGGGUUGUGGAGAUUAUUAAGUUUUUGAUUGAUAUCAUGAACCGAUUGAUGUUAGACCAACACAAUUGAAAACCUGGAAGCACUGGACGGCCGUUUCGUCCUAUUGUGGGACUUCUCAGCAGUGCGCAUCCACGAUCCCGCUCGCGGGAUUCGAACCCAGGGCCUUCGGUCUCGCGCACGAACGCUUAAUCACUUAAUCUCAAUCUAAAACAAUGUGAUCUGUUUG